AUGUGCGCUAAUGAGGCUGCAGUGAUGGGCACUGAUAGGCUGCACUGAUGGACACUGAUAGGUGGCACUGAUGGGCACUGACCCAGCCAGGGGCGGACUGACAAUUCAUGGGGCCUCCAGGCAAUAGGGGAUCAUGGGGCCCCUGUGUCCUUGCCCAAACUCAAAAAAGCCUAUGAAAAAAGGUACCAGGGGCAACUUAUGGGGCCCCCUACUGACCCCCGGGCCCUCGGGCAGUGCCCGAGUUUCCAAAUGGUCAGUCCGCCCC
Molecule: messenger RNA, 265 nt
Organism: Staurois parvus
Lineage: Eukaryota; Metazoa; Chordata; Amphibia; Anura; Ranidae
Source: the annotation of a GenBank genome assembly